This is a messenger RNA of Sesamum indicum (sesame), 777 nucleotides long. Its product is annotated as large ribosomal subunit protein eL19y. Lineage: Eukaryota; Viridiplantae; Streptophyta; Magnoliopsida; Lamiales; Pedaliaceae. Gene Ontology annotation, biological process: translation. Gene Ontology annotation, cellular component: cytosolic large ribosomal subunit; ribosome. Gene Ontology annotation, molecular function: structural constituent of ribosome; RNA binding. The record is from RefSeq and is a predicted model, not a curated record.
AAAUACCAACACAAAAGAGAAGCCAGGAAGCAAAAUAAGCUUGCACUAAUAUUCCAAUCUCAUAAGCAGCUUUCUCACCUCAAAAAGCACAAAACUUUGGUCUGUUUUUGACAAUCAAGGAAAGAUGGUAUCCUUAAGGCUACAGAAGAGGUUAGCAGGUAGCAUUCUCAAGUGUGGGAGAAGGAAGGUGUGGGUGGAUCCUAAUGAGACCAGUCAUAUCUCCAUGGCCAACUCUAGAUUGAAUGUGAGAAAGCUCAUCAAAGACGGUUUCAUUCUCAAGAAACCUUCGAAGCUCCACUCAAGAUCACGGGCUAGGGAAGCCAUGGAGGCAAGGAGAAAGGGUAGACACUCAGGAUAUGGUAAGCGGAAGGGGACGAAGGAAGCGAGGCUGCCCUCAAAGCUGUUGUGGAUGCGGAGGAUGAGGGUGCUGCGCCGCGUGCUGAACGGAUACCGAGAGGCCGGCAAGAUCGACAGGCAUAUGUACCAUGAUAUGUACAUGAAGGUGAAGGGGAAUGUGUUCAGGAAUAAGCGUGUAUUGGUGGAGUAUAUUCACAAGUUGAAGACUGAGAAGAAAGGGUCAGGAGCAGUUCAAUCAGAUCAAUUCAUGGCCAUUAAGGGGAAAGAAACUAGCUUUUUAUCAUUGAUUGCAGCUUCUUGAAAUUUCUGUUUUAAAUAUUUGUUGCAUGUAUGUUUUGUGGUUGCUGUUUGAUUUGGUUGUUUUCACAUGUGUAUAUCUAUAUAUAUAAUUAUGGAAUUUUUUGUUUGUUACUAUUAUAG